AUGAGCCCCACGCCGUCAUCUCUAUCUCCACCAUACCAACUUCCCCAUCCCAAAUUCCGUCCCCUCUCUCAACAAGACGUUCACACCAGCUGGGAAAGACUGCGCCGCUCGUGCGAUGCCUGUCAGAUAGCUAAGGUCAAGUGCAGCCAGCAUAAGCCCUCCUGUCAUCGUUGCAUACGGCAUGGCCAGCCCUGUGUUUACAGCCCGCAACGCCGCACUGGACGCCCCCGCAAGAAAGCAUCGCAGAAACACGACCCUCCCGAAGCCAUCAAUAACAAUGACCCCGAUGUCACAGCAGUGUCCACCGACCCUCGUGCUCAAGCAACGGGCGCCUCCUUCCCUGGGACCCCAGACCUGGUGAUGGCCGAUGUUGCGGAUGACCCCCAGUUCCUGCCAAUGGGCCCGCAGGGGAAUGGCGUGGAUGGAAGGGAUGGGUUCAUGCAGCCCUCGCUGGAGGCCCUCUUAGAGGCCUCCCUCCCCAAUAGUGGCGGCGGCAAUAAGCCCUCUGGAUCGCCUGGCAUCAUCGCUCGUCCGCUCCCCACCCACGACCAGAACAAUAACCCCUACAAUCCUCCCGCCAAUGACGACAUCCAUAAUCUGAUCUCCAACACAUCGCCCCACGCCUUGGGGGACUGGUCGCUCUUCAUUCACGACUUUGAUCUGCCCGUCGUGAUGCCGUCCUCGUCCCAGGUGCUCGAUCUCGAUCAAAUACCCGCCCUGGAUAUGGGCACCUCCAGUUCCAGCAGCGAAUGUGGCGACUGCGGUGCCAGAUGCUACACCAUACUCCUGCGGCAGCUGCUGUUCCUUCGCCAAUCUAUCCCUGAGUCAAAUCGGCCCUCGAUCGACGUGAUCCUCCAGGUAGAGCGACAGGUGCGGACUUUGCUCGAUCGCAUUGUCGGAUGCGUCUCCUGUCUCAGCAACCGCUCCUCGGUGCUCCUGCUAUCAGUCAUCACUGAGCGCGUUGUGCAGAUGCUUGACUGGAUCAUCGAAGAGAAGACCUUGCUGGACACGGAGAACGCCCGUUCCACCCGACGCGCCCUCGGCACCCAUGCCCUCGCCGCCGGCAGUGGGGUGGAGCGGAAACACGUGUGCCGCAUUCCCUUACGUGUGGGGGAGCUGCUGAUGGACGAGGACAGCAAGCAAUACUUCCUCAAGCACCUCAUCCUUAUGCGCAUGAAGGACCUGGCGGCCAAGAUGCAGGAUACCCGACGGACCACGGCCACCCGCCCCAAUGACUGCAUUUACCGCUCAGCCGAUCUAGUCAUGGUUGAGUCACUGAACCGCCUGGAUUAUCUGCGGGGCCAGGUCCGCUUAUGGGAGUGA
Molecule: messenger RNA, 1323 nt
Organism: Aspergillus tanneri
Lineage: Eukaryota; Fungi; Ascomycota; Eurotiomycetes; Eurotiales; Aspergillaceae
Product: Zn(II)2Cys6 transcription factor domain-containing protein
Exons: 1
Coding region: 1-1323 (440 amino acids)
Biological process (GO): regulation of DNA-templated transcription
Molecular function (GO): DNA-binding transcription factor activity, RNA polymerase II-specific; zinc ion binding
Source: RefSeq, a predicted model, not a curated record